Messenger RNA from Equus caballus (horse), 2540 nucleotides. RefSeq names its product PR/SET domain 14 (gene PRDM14). The record is from RefSeq and is a predicted model, not a curated record. NCBI's taxonomy places the organism in Eukaryota, Metazoa, Chordata, Mammalia, Perissodactyla, Equidae. Gene Ontology annotation, cellular component: nucleus. Gene Ontology annotation, molecular function: protein binding; RNA polymerase II transcription regulatory region sequence-specific DNA binding. Gene Ontology annotation, biological process: regulation of transcription by RNA polymerase II.
GAGGGGGAAGGCAAAGGCGACCCCUCCCAGGAACUUGGAGUCGGGCGGGUUCCUGGCAGAUUUUCGUUUUGGGUUUUUCUGUGUUUGUGUUCAUUGCUGUUUUUUCGUUUUGUUUGUGGGGUAGGGCUUGCGGGAUCCAAGUGGGAAGUUUAUCCAGUUCCCUCCGACCUGGGGCUGGCGCGCAUGGUGGAGGCCAGGCGGCGAGAGCCCCUCACCCGUCCGCGCUUGCUUUCCGCAGACGCGCCGCGCGCCGCGGCCGGGAUGGCUCUGCGGCCGCCAGGCGAGGCCGGAUCCCAGGACAAGGUGUGCUACCCGCCCGAGAGGCUCCAGAGCAGCCCCCCUCGUCUGGCCGCCUACUACACGCCGUACCUGCCCUUUGGCCACUACGGGAACAGCCUCGCCGCUGCGGAGGAGAACUUCCAACCUUUCCGGCAGCUGGAGGCCGCCGUGUCUGCAUCCCAGGCGGUGCCCCCCUUCGCCUUCCGGCCGGCUCCUCCCUUGCUGAGCCCCGGCCUGGCCCUCCAGAGGGAGCCGCUCUACGAUCUGCCCUGGUACAGCAAGCUGCCGCCGUGGUACCCCAUUCCCCACCUCCCCAGGGAGGGGCCCCCUUUUCUGAACAGCAGCCGCGAGUGUACGGGCGCCGCCAGGGAAGGCUUGGGCCACCUUGGUGGCCGCAGCGACAGUGACCAGUGUUGUGGACCUGAAAUUCUAAUUCCACCGCCCCCUGUGGACGCUUCCUUGUUCCCGGAGAGGCUGAAGACCUCCCAGUUAUUAUCUUGCUCCUCCACCAAGCGGUCUGAGGAUGGCCCCAAACUCCUGAGCCAGGAGAAGAAGUCGCCUCGGCCUUACCACUUCACCCAGGAGGACCUGUACUUAGUUCUGUACGGAGUCAUCCCCAGCCUGGAGCCCUCAGCGCGCCUGCACCAUGCGAUUUCGGGCCUCCUGGUCCCCACAGACAGCUCGGGGUCUGAUUCUCUUCCUCAAAGUCUGGAUAAACACUCCCUUCGUCUACCAGAAGGUAGGCGGGGCACCUUGCUUGCAUUUCUUUCCUCAAACAGACGUGGUCAUUUUCCUCAGUGGCUUUCCCGCUUCGGGUUUCCUCUAGGUCUCUGCCUCAGGCAGACUGUGUUUGGCGAAGUUCCACAUUUUGGUGUGUUCUGCAGUAGCCACAUUGCCAAAGGAGCCAGAUUUGGGCCCUUUCAAGGUAAAGUGGUCAACGCCAGUGAAGUCAAGACCUAUGGAGACAAUUCUCUGAUGUGGGAGAUCUUUGAAGAUGGUCAUUUGAGCCACUUUAUAGAUGGGAAAGGAAGUGCGGGCAACUGGAUGUCCUACGUCAACUGUGCGCGGUUCCCCAAGGAGCAGAACCUGGUGGCGGUGCAAUGCCAAGGGCAGAUCUUCUAUGAGAGCUGCAAGGAGAUCCACCAGAACCAGGAGCUCCUUGUGUGGUAUGGAGACUGCUAUGAAAAGUUCCUGGACAUUCCCGUGAGCCUUCAGGUCACAGAGAAGGGGAAGCAGGCCUCCGAGCCCUCGGAGGAGUCUGCAGAAGGUUACAGAUGUGAAAGAUGUGGAAAAGUAUUUACCUACAAAUAUUACAGAGAUAAGCAUCUCAAGUACACCGCCUGUGUGGACAAGGGUGACAGGAAAUUUCCUUGCUCUCUCUGCAAAAGAUCCUUUGAGAAGCGGGACCGGCUGCGGAUCCAUAUCCUUCAUGUCCAUGAGAAGCACAGGCCUCACAAGUGUUCCACGUGUGGGAAAUGUUUCUCUCAGUCUUCUAGCCUAAACAAGCACAUGAGAGUCCACUCCGGAGACAGACCCUACCACUGUGUGUAUUGUACAAAGAAGUUCACUGCCUCCAGCAUACUCCGCACACACAUCAGGCAGCACUCGGGGGAGAAGCCCUUCAAGUGCAAGUUCUGUGGCAAAUCUUUUGCGUCCCACGCUGCCCAUGACAGCCACGUCCGCCGUUCACACAAGGACGAUGAGGGUUGUUCCUGUAGCGUCUGUGGGAAAACCUUCCCAGAUCAAGAAGGCUGCUACUCCCACAUGAAGUUUCAUGAAGACCACUAGACCCCCGAGAAUUAAGGACUUGGAUUCUGUCUUUAUGUUUCUUGUUUAUGAGUGUGUUGAAUGAACAAAUGAUAGUUACACUGAGAUGAGACACAGAAAAAUGGAACUGACCAAUUAGCUGAAUUAACCGGAUUUAUUGACUGAUUUUAACAGCUUUCACAGAAAUGAUUUCCACAAUUCCUAACAAGAAUGGAAUUUUAGUGAAUUUACCUAAAAAUAGUGAAAGCUGGCCGUUAAUAGUGCUUACGGGUCUGGAAACUUAACAUCAACCGUUCAAGGGGACUAUAGUUCAUUUUUGGGACUGGGAGUGGAGUCCUUAAUUUCGUGAUGAAAAAGAAGGAGGCCUUUCCUCUGUUUGCCGUGGACCCCUAAUUGUAAUGUGUCUGUGGCCAUCACCUGUUAUAUUUCUUCAUAGAAUAAAUUCUUUAAAAAUGUGUUCAAACCGGAAUAAAUUCUUUAAAAAUGUGUUCAAA